GCGGAAGCAAGCCGGGCUCCUUCCCUGCCUUCUUCCCGGUUCAGAUGGGGCUCCUGGGAGGGAAGAGGCGUCGGCGGGGCUGCUGGGUCCCCGCCCGCUUCCUCCUCCUGCUUCUCCUCCUGCUUCCUGCUUCCCUGGCUGGAAGUGCCUCGGCCAGCAACGCGGGCGACCCUUCUUCUUCCUCCCCAGCUUCGCCCCGCAGCCCCGGCAUGGAGGGCCAGGAGGAGGAGAUCCCGCGGGGCAACUACCCGGCCACCCGGGCGGCCCGCCUGGUCGCCCACUACAUCAACGCCCAGCGGGGCAGCCCCAGCAGACUCUUCCAGGUGCCGGCGGUGCACCAAGCGAGGAGAGAGCGCAUUCCAGGAGUUGGAAAUAAAUACCAUCUGAAGGUUUCACUGGAAGAGGCCCUUCAGAAAGGAAGUCCUGUGAACUGCACGGCUGAGAUUCUUUAUCAUCACGGUGACCCACAUGUUGCUGCAGAAGUGCAUUACACUGUGGAAGGGGAGCUUGAGAUCAAUACAGACGAGGCAGAUAACAAGUUUUACAACAAGAUCAAGAAUCUUUCUGAACCACUAGAGGCACAAAAAAUCCCAGACAAUUAUGGAAAUAUGGCGGCGGAAAUGGAGCCUGUUCGGAAUUUAGCCCUUAUUGCCUGUGCACAUGUAAUAUGGCAGAUUUCCACAGAAGACACAUUGUACAACUUGGCACAAAUUGAAAGUGUCAAGCAAGUGAAGAGAAAAGAUGACUACCUUGAAUUUUCCUUUGUUGUUUUACUUCAUGAUAUGGUCUCCCAGGAAAUUAUUCCUUGGCAUAUGCAAGUUCUAUGGCAUCCACAGCAUGGAGUGAAAGUAACACAGAACAGCCGUCAGCCAAAGCGUGCAGCUCAAUAGCUUCACGUCUUCUAUGCUACUCUUAGAGCUUUUUGAAACAGUUUUUAAAGCAACUAUAUACAGAAAACAAUAGUUACACAA
This is a messenger RNA of Anolis sagrei ordinatus, 971 nucleotides long. It is a transcript of the gene LXN, whose product is annotated as latexin. Lineage: Eukaryota; Metazoa; Chordata; Lepidosauria; Squamata; Anolidae. The record is from RefSeq and is a predicted model, not a curated record. Gene Ontology annotation, molecular function: metalloendopeptidase inhibitor activity.